CAAGGCAGAUACCGCUCACUAUACAUAUUUGUCAAUCCUUUCCCUGUAGCUCCCGGCAGUCACUGCUGUCAUAAGAUAUCUACCGACCGCUGGUCUGGUAUUCACAUCCAGCCUCCAACGGACCAAGGCCUGUACUACAUCUCUCAACACUCACACAAUGGCUUCACCCGUUGCCAACUCCAUGAUGGAGACCGUUGUCCGCAGAAGUGGUGGAGGACAGGAGGAGGACCCCACCGCUCCCCUUGAGAAUCUGAACGUCAUGCACUACCUUGGCUGGAUCUGGGUCGCCUUCGUCGGCACCUUCUUCAUUUACCAGGUCCUCUUCCACUUCUCCAAGUACCUGCGCACAUUGGCCUGCCUCAACAACGACACUCAGAGGUACUUCGCGACACCAAAUGUCGUCUUCGCUACCUUCAGGAAACACUUCCUCGACGCCCCGCUCUUCCGCACGCGUCACCACCGCGAGUUCAAGCUCUCGACCGCCAUCAACGUCGGCACCCUACCCAGCCGACUUCAGACCUUCAUGCUUUUCGGCUACUUUGCCACCAAUGUUGGCCUGAGCGUAUGGAAGAUCGACUGGAGCCAGAGCUACUCCGCCGCUGCUGGUGAAUUCCGCAACCGCACCGGUGUCAUGGCUGUGAUAAACAUGAUCCCCCUGUUCCUGCUCGCAGGUCGCAACAAUCCCGUCAUCAAACUCACUGCCAUCUCUUUCGACACGAUGAACCUGAUCCACCGCUGGUUCGGACGCAUCGUUGUCCUUGAGGCUGUUGCGCACACCGUUGCAUGGAUGACCAACAAGGUUAUGACUAAGGGAUGGGGCGCCGUCCAAGCAUCAAUUACUGGUAGCACUUUCAUCAUGACUGGUUUUAUUGGCACAGUAGCCUUUGUAUUCCUUCUGAUCCAAUCCCCCUCCCCAGUGCGCCACUCGUUCUACGAGGUCUUCUUGCACGGCCACAUUGUCGCUGCUGCUGUCGCUGUCGGUGGUGUGUGGGUUCACUUGGACGGUAUGGUUCAUCAGAGGAUGAUGUACGGUGUCGUUGCCCUUUGGGUCAUGGAGCGCGCCUGGCGUUUCUUCCGCCUCGUCAAGGGCAAUGUCGGAAACGGCGGAACCCAAGCUGAUGUUGAGGUUCUUCCCGGUGAUGCCCUCCGCGUCACAGUCCGUAUGGCCCGCCCCUGGACCUUCCGUCCCGGCCAGCACGCGUAUCUCUACAUUCCCUCCGUGGGACUCUGGACCAACCACCCUUUCUCCGUCGCUUGGAGUGAGGAAGAAGAGGACCUCAGCAUCACCAGCAUGACCGCUGACGAGAAGGGUCUUCCUAUGAACCGCCAAGAUAUCCUUGAAGCGCGCAAGACGAGCAUGUCCUACAUCAUUCGUCGGCGUACUGGUUUCACCGAGAAGCUGUACAAGAAAGCGGAUCUCUCUGCUGCCGGCAAGUUCUCGUGCUCGGCAUAUGUUGAGGGCCCCUAUGGUGGCGAGGAUCUUAGCUCCUAUGGUACAGUCAUGCUCUGGGCUGCUGGUAUCGGUAUCACGCAUCAAGUUCCUCAAGUUCGCGAGAUUGUCGCUGCUUACGCCAACGGUACCACCGCCACCCGAAGGCUCACCCUUGUCUGGAUCAUCCAAUCUCCGGAGCAUCUUGAGUGGAUCCGCACAUGGAUGACGCAUAUCUUGUCCAUGCCGCGCCGUCGCGAGAUUCUAAAGAUCCUCCUGUUUGUCACAAGACCUCGCAGCACCAAGGAGAUCCAUUCGCCUUCGUCCAGCGUGCAGAUGUUCCCUGGUCGACCCAACGUCCAAGCGCUCAUCGACCAGGAGAUGAUGGAGGGUAUCGGCUCAGCAUGCAUAACGACCUGCGGAACCGGCGCGCUCGCUGACGAACUCCGCCGCGCAGUGCGCGAGCGCGAGACGCAGUGGAAUGUCGACUUCCGCGAGGAGUCGUUCUCUUGGUAAACGCUCUGGGCCCAUUGUUGCUCGACGUCACAACGGCAAAACAUCGCGGUGCCCUUCCGUUCUUCCACCUGACUUGCUGGCUACAUACACUCAAGUCACGGCAUACAAUUCAGCGCUAUGGCAGGGAUCUAAUGAUGUCGUUCUAUCUGUCUAUCAUCUUAUUCUCCUUCAUGUAUAAAUUUCUUACCCUCCUUCCUUCACUCCGUUUUGGACCGUCUUGUUGA
Messenger RNA from Paraphaeosphaeria sporulosa, 2169 nucleotides. RefSeq names its product ferric reductase. The transcript has 3 exons. Gene Ontology annotation, biological process: iron ion transport; intracellular iron ion homeostasis; copper ion import. The record is from RefSeq and is a predicted model, not a curated record. Gene Ontology annotation, cellular component: plasma membrane. Lineage: Eukaryota; Fungi; Ascomycota; Dothideomycetes; Pleosporales; Didymosphaeriaceae. The coding region runs from base 158 to 1945 and encodes 595 amino acids. Gene Ontology annotation, molecular function: ferric-chelate reductase activity.